CUCAGACACCUUGCUGGUCUGCAUUCAAAAGACGGUUCGAGGCAGCAGAAUAAAUGUCAGAGCUGAGAGACCCGUUGGCUGUCCCAAAUUCCUUGGUCUCUCUGCUGCUCUGAGUGUUUCGGGGGCUGCCUUCAGCCACAAUUUGAAGCAGACCUCCAUGGCACAUUGAUUGCAUUCGGGCACGCCCACGACGCCUCACACUAUCACCAUGGAGCUCCCCCAAUCUCAAGAUCCAAUUGAGGAGCUCAUCACAAACUACAAUGAACUCAACAGCCCUAUCGUCGAGGAGCUCACCGAGGAGCCGAGCCCGCUCGAAUUCAUGAGAUUCGUUGCGCGGAACACGCCUUUCGUCGUGAGGGGUGCCGCAGCCGACUGGCAGGCUACUAGGACAUGGACUGUCGACUUUCUGACACAGUAUCUGGGCGAUCAGCUUGUCAAUGUUGCUGUAACGCCGGCGGGCAACGCAGACGCCCCGACACCCUUCACCAACCCGGACGGUACCACCACCCUCGUCCUGGCCAAACCGCACGAAGAAUACCAGCCCUUCAGCGCCUUCCUCUCCUACCUCACCGCCCAAGAAAAAGCAACAAAAGCCACUGUUCCUCCCCCAUCCCCAUCUCCUUCCUCCUCACCCCCUUCCCCUUCCUCCUCAACCCCCUCUGCAGAAGCCCACCACCACCGGGGGGAACCCGAAGAGGUGCGCUACGCCCAGACGCAAAACGACAACCUGCGCCACGAGUACCGGCGCCUGCAGGCGCACGUGCCGCGCGACAUCGCCUUCGCGCGCGUCGCGCUGGCCGCGGGCGCCCGCGGCGGGGGUCCCGACGCCGUCAACCUGUGGAUCGGCAACUCGCGCUCCGUCACCGCCCUGCACCGCGACGCCUACGAGAACCUGUACGUCCAGGUCGCCGGCCGCAAGCACUUCACGCUGCUGCCGCCCGCGUUCCAGCCCGGCGUGAACGAGCGGCUGCUCAGGGGCGCGCGGUACAGGCGGGUGGUUGGCGCCGCGGGGGAUGGGCGCCGCGGCGGCGGCGGCGGCGGGUUGGAGUUGGUGCUGGACGAGGACCUGGAGGAGGCCGACCAGGAGGAGGAGGAGGAGGGGAAGAAGGGGAUGGUGCCGUUUCCGACCUGGGAUCCGGAUCGGCCGGAGGAGAACGCGACGAGGUAUUCGAGGUUGGCGCAGCCUAUGAGGGUGACGUUGGAGCCCGGGGAUAUGCUGUAUCUGCCUUGCUUGUGGUAUCACAAGGUCUCGCAGAGUUGCUCGCCCGAAGGGGUGUGCAUUGCCGUCAACUACUGGUACGACAUGGACUUCACCGGCCCGCUCUACCCGUUGAGCACAUUUGUCAGGUCAGUAUCCAGCAAGACAGAUAGCAGCUGCAAAGACGACGGCGGUACCGUUCCCCCCUAAACAUGUGGUAUUCCAAACUCUAAAGCCGGCCGUGGCAUCUGGUAUGAAGC
Molecule: messenger RNA, 1458 nt
Organism: Thermothielavioides terrestris NRRL 8126
Lineage: Eukaryota; Fungi; Ascomycota; Sordariomycetes; Sordariales; Chaetomiaceae
Exons: 4
Coding region: 209-1408 (399 amino acids)
Molecular function (GO): 2-oxoglutarate-dependent dioxygenase activity
Source: RefSeq, a predicted model, not a curated record